AUGCGUGCUCUUCAAUCACUUGGUGUCAAUCACACUGGGUUGUCACGUCUACUCUCAAUUCGUUUGUAUCGCCAGUUUAUUCGUCCACAAUUUGAGUAUGGCCUGGCAAUAUCCUGCUUCAACAUUAAACAAGUUGCUGUGCUUGAAAAGGCCCAGAACACAUGCUUACGCAUGAUUUUUGGAGGUCACUCCACAUCUUCUACAUGUGUUUUCCGUCACCUUGGGAAUCUUCCUAGCAUGAGGGAGAGGAUCUUGACUCUUGGUUUCAAGUUUGUAUAUCGUGCUUUCUGGUUGCCUGAUGAGGCUCUGUUUACUCUUCUUCGACCUGUUCUUACAAACCCAGCACACCAAUGGUUUAAGCUUUUAGCUAAUCCCAUUUGGUUGUCUCUCUCCAAUCGUCAGAAUGCUGAUUCUAAAGCUUGCAAGCAUGCCAUUCAUUCAUUUUUGAACCAGGACCUCUCCUUGCAACGCUCUCAACAAAUACUUCUCUCUGCUUGCCGUCCUUCUCUUGGUGUUGACCCUAUUCUCUGGCUUCCCAUGACUAACUAUAAACGUAGUAGAUUCAUACGUUGGCGUAUGGGGUGGCUUCCUGGACGUCCUCAACCUUGUUCCUGUGGAUUGCAUACCACCAGCCGUCAUCAUGUCAUUGAGUGCACUGGAGCUGCAAUUCGUCUCCAUCUCUAUUCUACAGUACAACCCAAUCCUAUUGAUUAUGUACUCAAUAUGCUGCCUCUGAAGAAACUUAAAAACAACAAGAACAAUGCCUUCUGGAUCUUUACUUGGCCAAUUCUUUGUAGAAUAAUGUUGGACAUAGAACAGAUCUGUCUCCCUGGGGUUGAUCUUGCUGAUCAUGCUGCAAUAGACAGAGGACAACUCUUCUUGAACUGGCUACCCAAAUGA
Messenger RNA from Phycomyces blakesleeanus NRRL 1555(-), 900 nucleotides. RefSeq lists its product as hypothetical. The transcript has a single exon. The record is from RefSeq and is a predicted model, not a curated record. Bases 1 to 900 code for a protein of 299 amino acids. Lineage: Eukaryota; Fungi; Mucoromycota; Mucoromycetes; Mucorales; Phycomycetaceae.